UGAGCUCAGUCAUCAAUCCAGUCCAAACUGUAGGCAUUUUGUUAGACACAGGGUGUGUAAAAUGUGCUGACAGAAGCUGUAAAAAAUCGACAAAAAGUUCAAUGGUUGUCGACAUGGUUUCACUGGUUGUGGUGGCUGUCCUUUGGGGGACGCUCUUUCAGCUUCCCCAUGCUGCAGCCUUCAAACCCCUCACUUCUGAAGGCUCCCUCACCCACCGAGAAAUCACCGAGACGGCAAUUCUCCGCAAAACUGCAGAAGUGUGCCAGGAUAUAGCCAAUGCCAAGGGGCGAGACUUCACACUACCUAUCAGCAACAAACUGACUGUAGCUUCUGUCCAAGUAGCCUGCACAAAAUCGUUUGCUGCCUUAUCCUCACUCAGUUUUAAAUUGUCUAUUGCCAAGAUUUAUCUCAGUAAUGCAGCUGUGGAUUUAGUGUUCUUACUGAGUGAUGCACCACAUGUAGAUAAUGAGGCUUUCAGUGAAGCACGAGAUCUCAUAAUUCAAGGUGUGGCUGCAGUGAAGGCCAGCAUGAAACAGGAGAACUACAAUUCUGCCCGUGUCAGACUGGGGGCUCUUUUCCAUACUUUACAGGAUUUCUAUAGCCACAGUAACUGGGUGGAAUUAGGAUUCACCACUCCUCUCCGUAACAUGACAAGAUCUGACCUUCCUCUCAACAACAUAGCAGGCCCCAAAACCCCGACAUGUAGAAGCUGCUAUGGAGAAAACUGCAGUGGCAACAUUCUCCCAGAGAUCCUGCAGCAGAAGAUAUUAACCUCAGGAUAUUUCAACCUGUUCUCAUCUUCCAAAACUGCAGCUCAGUGUUCUACGAGUCACACUUCUAGACAGCCCGCAGCCUCAGUGCCCCCAUCACCUCCAUCUCACACUCAUCCUCUACGUGAGGCUCAUGUCCCGGAUUCUGAACCAUACCCUGGGGAUUUAGAAAAAUGUAAGUGCAGCCAUGGGACCUCUGCUGACAGAACUAGUAGACAUGAACCCACUGGAGGAAUCAAUAAGGAUACCAUCAGCUCAGAGCAUGGCUUUCUUCACCACAGCGCUGCUAACCUGGCCAUCAGCGCGACCAUGGAAGUGCUGGAAGAAAUUCGACUGGCUGCAGGCAACACAGCCUUUCUUCGACUGAUGGGGCUCAAUCAGACCUCAGUGCUGGCUUUUGUGAUCGACACAACAGAGAGUAUGUCUGAUGACAUUGAAGAGGCCAAGAGAGUGUCUUUCAGUAUCAUAGACAGCAGGAAAGGAACAUCAGAAGAACCUUCAGAAUAUAUUCUAGUCCCAUUUAAUGACCCAGAUUUUGGACCUCUCAUAAGGACCGGGAAUGCAGAUAUUUUCAAAGAGAGAAUCAGUUCUCUUUUAGCAUCUGGUGGAGGAGACACCCCAGAGAUGUGCUUAUCAGGACUGCUGUUGGCAUUGGCAGGAGCUCCUCCAUCUUCAGACAUCUUUGUUUUCACUGAUGCUGCAGCAAAGGACUCAGCAUUGAAAAGCAUAAUUGAGGCGAUGAUAGAAAGCACCAGGUCAACAGUCACUUUCAUGUUGACAAACUCCAUCUCAUUCCGUAGAAGAAGAGGCAUCUCAGAACGACAGAAUACUUCAUCAAGAGCAAUGUCUCAGCCAAAGAUACAGUUGUACAGAGACCUGGCCCACGUUUCUGGUGGACAAGCUAUAGAGGUCACAAAGGCCACACUGCCUCAGGCCACAAAAGUCAUUACAGAUACAUCUACCUCUGCACUGGUGACCAUUCUUCAGGUGGUGAGAAAUCCAGCAAAGGCUGAAAACUUCUCUUUUGUGUUGGAUGAGACUCUGUCGAAUGUGACUGUGUAUGUCACUGGGGAUUCUCCAGUCUUUACACUCAACAGUCCUACAGGUAUGUCUCAGUCAGGAUCAGAGGGAAAUGGCCCUCUGGGUAGCAUCCAGACUGUGGGGAAUUUGUGGCGAUUACAACUCAUUUCUGGCAACCAGACAGGGAAAUGGAGAAUCAGCAUAAAUUCUACAAACUCCUACACCCUGAAAGUCUUUGGUCAGAGUUCGGUGGACUUCCUUUUUACCUUUGUGGAAUAUGAUGGAAGUCGUGGAGACUUUAUUCCAAAAGACAGUCGCCCUUUCACCGGUGGGAAUGCCACUUUGUUUCUCUCUCUAAUGGGAGGAGAUUCAGCCACAGUGACAGACGUACUUCUAGUUAAUGCUUCAGGAUCUGGUGCUGUUAAUGGAACUAUCACAGCAGUAGCAGGGACAGAAUAUCUGGUUACCUUUAACAGAAUCCCAGAGGGGGCAUUUCUGGUCCAGCUGAAAGGGCUGUUGAAUGACUUGUCAUCAUCUACCCGAUUCCAGAGGCAGUCACCCACCCAGCAGAGAGGCUCCAGAAUAACCAUCGUGGCUCAGUCACAGAGUGUUUUAGAGCAUGGAGUCCCUUUCCGUUUCAACUUUACAGUGGCUACUAAUAUUACAGCAGGCAGCUACACUAUUCGAGCCAGAACUGACCGCGGCUUCAGUGUGUCUGUUCCAAACUCCCUGAAUCUGGAGACAGGGGUCAGUGCUCAAGGAACUGUAACAAUCACCGCACCCUCCAACACAGAGUCAGGGACGGAUGUCACACUCACCAUUGAGGCUGAAGCUCCUGGGUCCACUGACCUGAAUUAUGUCACGCAGCGUUUCAUUGUCUCAGCUGCAAGCACUGAAUGGUACUCUUUGUCCUUCUGCAUGUGUCUUUCUCUCAUCAGGUGUUUUUUUCCACUUUUUAUAGAUUAAUAGUUACUGAAGACCCAUCCAGAGGAAACUGCUCAGAUAUUAAUAUAACAUUAACACAGCAAGUAAAAAUUGUACAUUUACAUUCUUGUUCUCUUAAAUUAUCCUGUAUAAUAGAGCCUGCGUGAAUAUUAAAGAAUUAAAAGGAUUAAGAUCAAUGUUCAUUAUGGAAUAGCCCUGACACUUGUCAAAGGACUAAAUAUUAACAACGUGUUGAUGUGUGCACAUACAUUAUUCCAGAUAUUGUUAAUGGGGAUUAAUAAAUACAUAU
Molecule: messenger RNA, 3024 nt
Organism: Myxocyprinus asiaticus (Chinese sucker)
Lineage: Eukaryota; Metazoa; Chordata; Actinopteri; Cypriniformes; Catostomidae
Product: von Willebrand factor A domain-containing protein 7-like
Exons: 17
Coding region: 102-2756 (884 amino acids)
Source: RefSeq, a predicted model, not a curated record